Melitaea cinxia (Glanville fritillary) is the source of this 1445-nucleotide messenger RNA. Its product is annotated as putative methyltransferase C9orf114. The transcript is spliced from 3 exons. NCBI's taxonomy places the organism in Eukaryota, Metazoa, Arthropoda, Insecta, Lepidoptera, Nymphalidae. Bases 217 to 1428 code for a protein of 403 amino acids. The record is from RefSeq and is a predicted model, not a curated record.
GGUAGCGAUUAUAUACUCAUGAUACCUAUACUCUUUGGUAGCGAAUUAGCGAUCUGUCAUUUUAUACACUUGCACUAAUCUGUGACUCUUAUAUAGAUACUCUUUGACUUUAGUUUUCACGUGUAUUUUUGUAGUUUUGUAAUGUGUAUUGUUUUUAUAUAUAUAUAAUAGUUACAUGUGAAUUUUUUUUAAGUAAAAUAAUUGAGUGUCACAAUUAUGUCUUUAUCGACGGCAUCAACAAAACCACCAGGGAAAAGUUGGCGUGAAAUUAAUCAAGAGCGGAAAGCUUUCAAACGACAGAGAAAUGAGGAAAAAAUUGUGAAAAGAGCGAAGAGGUUAGCAACUGAGAAGAACGCAGAGAUAAAACAAAAAGAAGAAAUUGAAAAAGAAAAAAAAUAUGCUGAAAUAUCAACUGUUAGCAUAGCUGUUCCGGGAUCCAUAUUAGAAAAUGCUCAAUCGGCUGAAUUGCGUACAUAUUUAGCUGGACAAAUUGCCCGAGCUGCGUGCGUUUUUUGUGUGGACGAAAUCAUAGUUUAUGAUGAUAUUGGGGAGAAGUUGAACACUAAAAAGUCAAAACUCGAAGAUAUUGAUGGUGUUAAAGUGGCCCGCAAAAGUUGUGUACAAUUGGCGAGAAUAUUGCAAUAUUUAGAAUGUCCCCAAUACUUAAGAAAGCACUUCUUUCCAAUUCAUAAAGAUUUAGAGUUUGCAGGGUUAUUGAAUCCAUUAGAUGCGCCUCAUCAUUUACGCAUGACAAAUGAUUUUAAAUUCAGAGAAGGAAUAACAAUGAACAAGAAAGUGAAACCAGGUAAAGGUUCACAAGUCAAUGUGGGAUUAUUACAAGAUGUCUCUACGGAUAAACUAUUAAAUCCGGGUAUCAGAGUAACAGUUAGAAUGCUGCCGCCUUCAGAAGGGAGUAAGAAGUUGAAGGGAAAAAUUGUUAGUCUUGCAACACCGAGGGCUGAGACUGGUGUAUACUGGGGAUACACCGUGAGAAUUGCAAGUAGCCUUAGUCAAGUUUUUACCCAGUGCCCUUAUAAAGAUGGAUAUGAUUUAACAAUAGGUACAUCUGACAAAGGAACUCCUAUUGAUAAUUUGCCUUCAAACGAAAUCACAUACAAUCAUGCCUUAAUUGUAUUUGGUGGUUUGCAUGGUAUUGAAGCAGCCCUUGAGAGUGAUGAGCAAUUACAAGUGGAAGAGGCCAGCUUGCUGUUUAAUCAUUACAUCAACGUUUUACCUAAUCAGGGUUCAAGAACAAUAAGAACUGAGGAAGCUAUUCUCAUAGCUAUGUCGAGUCUGAGAACAAAAUUGAAGGCUAAUAAUGAGCCUAUGGUACUUAAAGAAAGCGGCCUAGCAGUUAGCUCUACGUUCCCAAAUCAGUCUGGCAACAAUGGUGUAAAUAAUAAAAUAGAUUUAAGUAGAUUUGACUAAUAAAACAUAUAAAUCCA